This is a messenger RNA of Pseudozyma flocculosa PF-1, 528 nucleotides long. RefSeq lists its product as uncharacterized. The coding region runs from base 1 to 528 and encodes 175 amino acids. Gene Ontology annotation, biological process: tricarboxylic acid cycle; mitochondrial electron transport, succinate to ubiquinone. Gene Ontology annotation, cellular component: membrane; mitochondrial envelope. Lineage: Eukaryota; Fungi; Basidiomycota; Ustilaginomycetes; Ustilaginales; Ustilaginaceae. The record is from RefSeq and is a predicted model, not a curated record. Gene Ontology annotation, molecular function: heme binding; ubiquinone binding. The transcript is spliced from 4 exons.
AUGGCCUCGUCUCGCUCCGCCCUCCUGGCUCUCCAGCCCCUCAGGCUCCACGCCUCGGCCACCAGCCCUCAUCUCCGCAUGAUGGCCAUGGGCGCCCGCGGCUUCCAGACCGCCAAGCCGCAGGGACAGUCUGCUGUCGCUGCUAGCCGACAGGGACCCUACGUCAAGGGCACCGUCAACGACCCCACCCCCUUCCCUACGCCGAACCCGGUGCACGGCUCGUACCACUGGUCCGUCGAGCGCCUGCUCUCGGUGGCGCUUGUCCCCAUCGUUGGCGCCGGCAUGGUCAAGCACGGCUCCUCGGGUCUCCUGGACGGCGCCCUUGCCAUCAGCCUCCUCGUCCACUCGCACAUUGGCUUCGACGUCAUCAGAAGCGACUACCUCCACCCUCGCAAGUUCCCCAUCCUCGGACCCAUCCUCAUCUGGGCUCUCCGUGCCGCCUCCGCCGGCGCUCUCUACGGCCUGUACGAGAUCAACACAAACGAUGUCGGCCUCUCGGAGUUUGUUGCGCGCGUCUGGACCGCAUAG